GCCCUGCAGAUCUCAGUCAGCUGUUGCAGCAUUACUUCGGCUUCCUCCAUGGUCUCCGCACCGGCCAGGAUGUCGUCCAUGUAGACGUCGCUCAGCAGGAUGAGGGCUCCUUUCGGGUAGCGAUGUCCUUCGUCCUCGGCUAGUUGUCGUAAAGUGCGGAUCGCUAGAUAAGGAGCACAGGAUAGACCGUUUUGAUCGUCGGGGUGCACCAGUAUCUGCCUAUACAUCUUUUCGAUGUCAGUCGCGAAGACGUAGCGAUGACGUCGCCAGCGCAGCAGGAUGUCGGCUAGCGAAGGCAGUAGAUUCGGACCAGUUGCUAAAUAUCUAUUGAGGGAGUCUCCGUUCGGCAAGGAGCUCGAGCCGUUGAAGACGACCCUCAGUUUGGUUGAUGAGCUGUCCGGACGCAAUACCCCGUGAUGAGGCAGGUAGCAAGCCCCCGGAUGCGAUUCAGUUGACGACGGAGCAGGCCUCAUGUGUCGCAGCGCUCGGCGGGCAGCGCGGAUUGUUCCUGAGAGGUCCGGCAGAGAGUCAAUAGUGGGCAGGCGCACGAUAUACCGGCCGUCUGGAGAGCGAGUAUGAUGUCGGCGAUAGUGCUCUUCGCACUCCAGUUCGGCCUUGGUGAGGAUCGGAGAUGGCCUACGAACUUCCUCCUGCUCCCAGAACCGCCGAACCAAGCAGGUGAUGUCCUCCUCGAUUUGGCAAUGGCCCUCGCGGAUGAUUACUCCGUAGACGUCGGCGCCCAGCAGAAGAUCUACUGGAUCCGCGGAACGGAAUUCUGGAUCGGCGAGCUCCAGGUCCUUAAGAUGGGUCCAGGACUGCAGACUUUGGCGGCAUCCUCCGGCGAAGAGAGUGAGCUUCGGCAGGAUCAAGGCGGCGACGGAGUUGGACUGGUCGCCGUUGUGCGCUCUAAAAGUCUGGCUGCCUGGUUCCUGCCAAUGAUGGACUGGAAGAGGUCUCGGAACGAAGGCCAAUCUUCGUACUUCCCGGUGAAGGUCGGCGGUUGAAUCUUAGGCAAUGCGGUCCGAGGAGCGGCGGCCGGUGUCGCUGCCGAACUUGGUCUGGAUGUAUGCUCUUGUCGUUGGAGAGCGCUCUUCAGAUCGAGCAUGAGGCCCUUGUUCUGCAGCUUCUCGAGGUUUUGAAGCCGGGCCUCCACCGCGCCGAGGGUGAUAUUGGCCUCGCCGAGCUUCCGAAGGUUCUCGUACGCGCGCGAGAUUUUGCCGUAUAGCACUGUGGCUGUGGCAAUGAUUGCCUUAGUGUCUGUCAUGUCUAAAACUGUUUCUCUUUU
Nylanderia fulva is the source of this 1285-nucleotide messenger RNA. RefSeq lists its product as uncharacterized. NCBI's taxonomy places the organism in Eukaryota, Metazoa, Arthropoda, Insecta, Hymenoptera, Formicidae. The record is from RefSeq and is a predicted model, not a curated record.